GUUUCAUUGUCGUUCCAAAAUUCCCAGGAAACCUUGAACUCGAGGAUUUUUCUCCGAGCUCAUUUUCUGGAAAAAGCGAGAAAAAAGGAGCUUUAGCACUUUUUUUCCCCUCUUUGCUUCUUGCGUCUUGUUCAGCAAGGUGUCGUUGAGGCUUCCGAGCAGUAAAGCGUGUGUUCCUUAUCCUCUGGGUUUGCUGAAGGUCACACUUUUUGCCACUUUGCUGCUAAACACGUGGCGUUGCUGAGUGCAGGAGGUCAUUGGGAGAAAUACCGCUGAACUGACACCUGAUUUAUUUGCUCUCCCUCUUGAGAAUCACAGGUGUUAACAGCUGAACCGGUUUCGGACUUUGACUGAAUUUUUGGACUUCAUUAUGUUCUGAUAAUUAUUUUGAUCGCUCGGUGUGAAAUUCAGCCAUACGCUGAGUCGGGGGAAAUGCACUUUGUGUGUCGGGGGAAGGUGUGGUCCUCAGAGUAGGAAGUCACAAGUGGAAGUUGGUGUGUCGCUGACACGUUGGUCUCGACUUUCUCCAUCAGCUUAGUCGUGCUCCAGGAGAGAAUGUUGAUCGGAGCUCCGUGUGAUUUGCUGGACUUGGCGAGACCAUGGCAAGUGAACCAGCAGUGAGACCCAAGAUGGAACGCUUUGCCGCUGAGAAGGAGGAAGUCUGAAAGUCAGCCUCGCGCCCAGUUUCCUCUGCUCUUGCGUUUGCCGGUGGACUCGGUGAAAGAGGACGACAUGGAGGAGGAGCAGACCUGUCCGCUGGAACCCGCUCUCUGGGGGUCAGGCGCUCAGCUGCCCCCUGGUGUGUGGGCCUACAUGGGUGAGUCAACAGCGAUAGAGCCACAGCUUCCGGGAGAGGAUGAUGAGAAAAAGGGGGAGCUGGGAGCGCUGGAGCCUCUGGACAGUGGGGACUACAUUGAGACAGACUCCCUCGCUCUUCCCACUGUCUCCUUCUCCACUGGUACGGAGCUGUGCCCCGAACCGGCCGACCCCUUGGAAAGACUCCAGUCCGAGAUGCCCGACAGUCUGAACUCCAGUGAGGAGGACAGCCCGGACCUGGAGUGGACAGACAAUCCCUUGUCUGUUGGUCUCAAUCAGAGGGAAGGAGAUGCAGGACAUGAAACUUCCAGCCUGGACCAGAGGAGUGACUCUUCACAGGAAUAUGAGCUCUCGAGCUCCGACAGGGAGGAGUCUGACACACAGAUCCAGGAAGAGGAGAUCUCUACGCCGAGGCUGCAGGAGGAAACCGAGGAGGGCGAGACCUCCCUGCAUGACUCCGAGAGGUGUCAAGAAGCCUUGCGUUGGACCGCAAACGGGGACGCACAGGGGGAGACCGUGGACCACAAAGCAGAUUGCAGUGAAAACAUUGUGAGCGAUGGAUCACAAUUUCAGUUUCGAACCUUGGACAUUCCAGAGCCCACUGAGUGGACCCUCUGGAAUGGACUGCAGAUGUCAGCAUGUGUGGUGGACUCAGAGGCUGCUGUGGACGAGAGCGACUCUGUCCAAACAGGGAAUGGAGGCGAUGCUACCGCUCCAGUGGAAACGUCAUCGCAACGUAGAGGCAGUUUUACUGUGGAGCAAGAGGGGGAGAAAUGGGAGGAGAGCGAGAAUGUGGCAAGUCCACCUGAGACAGAUGAGGAAGAAGGUGAUGAACAGCGUGAAGAAAAGCACUCUGAUGAUAGCGCUCAGAGCCAGGAGCAAAGGGAUCAACAGACAGCGUCAACAGUGGGAGAAGAAAAUGAAAACGUAGAGGCGACUGAGCUCACAAAUUGGCCGGAUCAGAGUGCUGACUUUGCGCAACCUGAAGAGUUAGACUUAAAGGAGCAGGUGAGACGCUUGGAGCCGAAAGGACGAGCGGAGGAGCCGCUGUCAGAGGAAGGAGCCGAGCAGCAGCAGGCAGCAGACGGCACAGAGCUGAUGAGGCGAGAGCAGCCAGAACACGAGGACGAGCCCUCGCACGCAGAACUGCCUGAGCACGGCGAGCAGUGUGGCCCACGAGAGGAGAUGCCCGAGCCGACGGCACAGCUGGCAGAAACGUCUCAGCAGGCCCAUCCGAAAUGUCAGUCGGAGCCAAGAGAACCGUUAGAAGAGCCAAGCCAACCCGAAGAGCUUCAGCAGAUGUGCCAAGUGGAGCAUGCAGAAGGCUCCUCCUGGGGACAGCAGGACGGGCCAGAGACAGCAGGACAAGUGAACGAGACGGUGCAGACAGAAGACAUGCGACAGGCGGAGAAUCAGGGGGAGCCCACAGAGUCCAGUGCCACUCAAGCAAAUGGAGGGUUGGUGGACAGGGAGGGGGCGCGCAGGCUGGCUGAGAGACUCUAUCGGCUGGAUGACGUGAGACGCACCGAUGUGGUCAAGCACAUGGACAAAGACAAUGACUUCAGCCGAGCAGUGGGAGAGGAGUAUCUCAAGUUCUUUGACUUCUCUGGACAGAAUCUCGACCAAAGCCUGAGGUCCUUCCUGAAGGUGGUGGUGCUCAUCGGCGAGACGCAGGAGAGGGAGCGGGUUCUGGAGCACUUUGCACACCGGUUCCAUCAGUGCAACCCUGACAGCUUCUCCUCUCAUGGUGCUGUUCUGACACUUACCUGUGCUGUGAUGCUCUUGAACACUGACCUCCAUGGCCAGAAUGUGGGGAAAGCCAUGACUGUGUCCAGCUUUGUGUCCAACUUGGACGGCAUGAAUGAAGGAGAGAACUUCUGUAAGGACAUGCUGAAGAAUCUCUAUAACAGUAUUAAAAACGAACCCCUGGAGUGGGCCAUCGACAAAGAGGAACUCAAGAGCUCCCUGGUGCUGCCGGGGGAGGAGAAGGCCGAGGUUGCGCCGCGCUCAAAGAGCAACCCCUUCCAGGACGUUCCCCACGACAAGAGGGCCACGGUGUUCAAGCAGGGCUUCCUGACACGCAAGGCACACGCCGACGUGGACGGCAAACGCACUCCUUGGGGUAAAAGAAGCUGGAAGACCUUCUAUGCCGUUCUCAAAGGGAUGGUGCUCUACCUGCAGAAGGACGAGUACAGGAUGGAGUGGCAGUGCUCGGAGGAGGUGGUCAGCGUGCACCACGCCCUGGCAGAGAAGGCGGGCGACUACACCAAGAAACCGCACGUGUUCCGGCUCCAGACUGCCGACUGGAGGGUCUUCCUCUUCCAGGCUUCGACCGCAGAGCAGAUGAGCUCCUGGAUCUGUCGCAUCAACCUGGUGGCGGCGCUCUACUCGUCUCCGCCGUUCCCUGCCGCUGUGGGCUCUCAGAGGAAGUUCAGCAGGCCCAUCCUGCCAGCAACGCAGUCCACGCUCUCCAUGGACAAACAGCUGGAGUCUCACAGCCACAUGCUGGAGUCCUUCUCCCAAGACCUGGCUGAGCUGCUGGAGAAAGCGCCCGAAGGACGUAAAGCCAAAGCCCGUGAGCUCGAGGAGCACAGGCUGAGGGAGGAGUACCUGCAGCAUGAGAAGAGCCGCUAUGAGAUUUACAGACACAUGCUGGAGAAGUGGAAGGGACUCGCCGGGGGGGGCGGAGCGCCUGUGAGCACGGCACAGCUGGACAUCUUUGACAGCCAAGUGUGUGUGGAGACCGGCGAGGAGGACGAGGAGGAUGGCGCAGGCCUCAAGAAGUCCCACUCGAGUCCCUCCCUGAACCUGGAAUUGGCUUCGGCCCCUGUGGUCAAGGUGAAGCGCAACAUCUCGGAGAGACGAACGUAUCGCAAGAUCAUCAUCCCGCGACGCAACCGAGAGCUGUGAGCGCCGUUGUCGCUCGGCCUUGGCCCGCAUCCCCAGAGUUCGGUUCCCCUUUUCCCUCUGCGGUGGGACAAGGUUUCCGCACACGUGUCCCGUGGCGAUGAGGUUCACGCCAAGUCAAGGACCGGCCAACACGUCCAGUAUCUCUUUCAUCAUAUCUUCAUUUUCACGCGGUACUUUUGUUAUUCUUUCAAGCUCACGUACGAACGUAGAUUAGAAAUGACUUCUGACUCGUUCAGCGAACCAGAAAGGAGUGAAUGUUUUCGAGGCAAAGUGGAAUUUCGAACCUGUCAAUCUCGCCACGAGGUCGUGCCAUUUCGCAGCGCCGGGAAAUGAAGGUCCACCUGUUGUGCCGCGGUCCUGAGCCCUGGGCUGUGCAACUUUAUCCAUUAUUAAUUCCACUAAUAAUAUCCUUUAUUAAUCAAGUCCCUGUUUAGUGUAACUGUUGCAUGUGAAAGCCAUGCAAUAAACGUCCCCCCCACAUAUUGUACAAGAACCGGUUUUAAUAGAAAAUUUUAUAUGUACGCUGUAUCACGUACAAUGGGACCGACCCGGAACCAGAGCGCCCAAGAACCCUCUUAUGGCAGAUUCCUUGUCCAAUUGUUAGACAAGUGAAAUAUGUCUGAACGUGUAUGUAUAUCACUGCAGUCAUCCACAGUAUUUCUAACAUUGACAUGUGUUUGUAGGUGUGAUGUUUCGGUGAGGUCUCCUUCAAAGUAUUCGGGUUUAAAAUUUUGGAAUUUUCAGGGUAAAUUAUGAAUAGCGUACAUGUGUUCAUAUUUAUUGUUCGUGCUGCUUUUUUGGAGAUGAGCAGGAUGCAGAGGACCUGGCGUCACGUUACGUAAUGAUUUAUACUGUACUUUGCUUUAAAUAAUGUUGUUUAUGCAAUAAAUAGCCCGCUGCUUCAGUUAGUAACUCCCGUACAUUUUCCAGGUGCUCUGCAGCAUAUUUUCAGCACAUGCAGACACAUUUAGGUAAUGA
Messenger RNA from Scleropages formosus (Asian bonytongue), 4704 nucleotides. Its product is annotated as PH and SEC7 domain-containing protein 1-like. NCBI's taxonomy places the organism in Eukaryota, Metazoa, Chordata, Actinopteri, Osteoglossiformes, Osteoglossidae. Gene Ontology annotation, molecular function: guanyl-nucleotide exchange factor activity; protein binding; phospholipid binding. Gene Ontology annotation, biological process: regulation of ARF protein signal transduction. The transcript is spliced from 15 exons. The record is from RefSeq and is a predicted model, not a curated record. The coding region runs from base 733 to 3726 and encodes 997 amino acids.